This is a messenger RNA of Arabis nemorensis, 477 nucleotides long. NCBI's taxonomy places the organism in Eukaryota, Viridiplantae, Streptophyta, Magnoliopsida, Brassicales, Brassicaceae. The record is from the annotation of a GenBank genome assembly.
AUGGCCAUGGAAGUUGCUAUGGAGCUUGAGCUUGAUGAUGAUGUCUUCUUUGCAGACAUAAGCAAGCAACUCAAUCUCCUAAUCACAGAUGAAGAUGAACAAAACCCUAUUUCACUUUCCUCUUCUGUCUCUUUCCAGGGUUUGUUCAGAGAAAGCUACCAAACAUCAGCAACACCAUACAUGAUGUAUCAAGAGCAGAUUAAUUACAACCAAAUUAGAGAGAGCAAAGGGACAGGAGUGUUUAUCCCAAGAUGUUCUCAGCCAAGAAGGAGACCUAAUCAUCAUCAUUCUAAUCAGAAGAAGCAAGGAAGAUUAGGUUCCUUUAUCCCCAAGCAACAGUUUCCUAAUCAUGUUCAUGAUAACAUUAAUAACUCCACAACUCUCAACAACCACCACCAAGAAAGCAUCAACCUUCAUCAUCAUGCUUCUAUUAACCCAAGAAGAACCUAUAGAGAUGCAGCAUCUCUCUUCACUUAG